AUGAGGAAAGAAGAAAGAGUUUCUUCAGAGCAAGACAAAGCCUUGGAGAUCAACUUGAUCUCUGCGCAGAAUCUCAAACCCCCAACCUCUAACUUGCGCCGCAUGCAAACCUACGCCCUCGUAUGGGUCGACCCGGCCCACAAGGUCCGAACCCGAACCGACCGUCUCGGCGCUGAAAACCCUACCUGGAACGAUAAAUUCUUCUUCAAAGUCCCACCGGACUUCCUCUCCAGCGAGACCUCCGCCGUCUCCAUUCAGAUCUUCGCCGUAGGUUGCCUCCGCGACCAUCUAAUCGGCACCGUCCGAUUCCUCACCAGCAACUUCAUUUUCUCUCAGGCGAGGACUCCUGCUUUCUCCGCCGUCCAGAUCCGCCGCCCCUCGGGAAGAUUCCACGGAGUAUUAAACAUCGGCGCUUCGGUCAUCGACGGUUCAGAAUUUCCGGCGAUGGGAGAAAGAUCGGCGAUUGGAUUCCCCGAGCAAGUGGGAGAGAGUGAACGGAGGUGGCGCCAUAGGAUUCGGUCUAGCGCCGGCGCCGGCGCCGGCGAGAAUGAUGUAUCGGUCGGUGGGGAAUCAAUGACGUCGUCGUCGUCUUCGUCUUCGACUUCGACUUCGACUUCGAAGGUGUUGGAGGAUUGGAAUGGGAUUCGGGGGGAUUUGGCGGGAAACAAAGGGUUGAAUAUGAGGAGAGCAUCGGACGGUUCAGGAUUGUUGUGUGGAUUGAUGAUGAUGCAGAGGAAGUUUUGUUCGUAUCCGUAUCCGUCUGUCUCCGAUGAUUUUGAGUGGGUUCCAGAAAAAAAAAAGUGUGAGGUAGAUAUAAAUCAAUGGUUUUGA
Molecule: messenger RNA, 831 nt
Organism: Quercus robur (English oak)
Lineage: Eukaryota; Viridiplantae; Streptophyta; Magnoliopsida; Fagales; Fagaceae
Exons: 1
Coding region: 1-831 (276 amino acids)
Biological process (GO): defense response
Source: RefSeq, a predicted model, not a curated record